This is a messenger RNA of Spizellomyces punctatus DAOM BR117, 1695 nucleotides long. RefSeq lists its product as uncharacterized. The record is from RefSeq and is a predicted model, not a curated record. The coding region runs from base 147 to 1484 and encodes 445 amino acids. NCBI's taxonomy places the organism in Eukaryota, Fungi, Chytridiomycota, Chytridiomycetes, Spizellomycetales, Spizellomycetaceae. The transcript has 2 exons.
AUCUCGUCGACUUUCGUUGGCCAAUUCAAGAGAUUUAUGUGCAGUCGUCAGACUUUGCAGAACCCAGGCCGAUAGGGACGCCUAUCAUCCGUAUGCACACUACGCAUAUGAUUAUAUGAAGUGUCUUGUACGCGCAUUUGCACAAUAUGCCGGUCCCAUCCCUUCCGGACGAAAUUAUUCUCCAGAUCCUACUGUUCUUGCAGCCAUACUACGUUAUCUCAGAAGAAAUAGCUUCGUCAACGCCGUGGAAUGAAGGGACUUGUACUGGCUCUUGCGAGCUUUGGAGAACUGUCCCUGGCCACUCCCAUCUAACGCAUAACUGGAAAUCGGUUCGUCGUGCGCCGGGACGUUACCACCCAGUUAUUGUCGUCAACCAUGUCCCGGGGCGCUAUCACCGACGAGCGGCCAUCCUGGACGCAGGCGACAUCUCACGCCAAUGGCGUCGUGCUUCGUACCUACAUCCAUUCUGGACGGAUUUGGCUUGGCAUCGGCUACUCGACAUGCCACUGCAACCACCGGUCGAUUACGCAGAUCGUUUCUUCAAAAACAUGGCGGCUGAUAUGGCCAGAUGUGCUCGGAUCAGAACGGUUUGGCUGGAUCUGGCGUCUUGGGGAUGCUCAAUCAGUAUCGGCACCUUGCUUCACAUUCUAGAAAAGAUCCCCAGGCCGGAGCGUGUGCAUACCUUUGUUUUGGAAAUGGAUUGGGCAACGUCAGGCGAUGACCGCCUCAUUCGCACGUUGGCUCGUCGGUUUAAACACCUUCGCCGCGUCCAUAUCGGGGGUCGGCCAUCCGAUGAUGUUUUUCACGGUCUCUCUAGUGCUGCUUUGAAGCACUUGGCAAGUCAUUGGCAGGAAGGAUCUCUGACUCAUUUGAGCUUAGCCGGGUAUGGUCCAGGUGGAAAUUUCUCUUGGAAGGCAUUUUCGAGGCUUCUCGGUAAACAGCGGAAUGUACGGCAUUUGGCAAUAGGAUAUGUGAGGGGCGGCAUCAACUUUGAGGAAUUGUCGGAGCUUCUUCCUGGCUUGAAAGAGCUCUGCAUAAACUUCACCUCUCGGACUGAUAUGAACAACCAGACAAUUCAAGAACCGAGCUUUUGUAAUUUACCCAAUAUUGGUGCCCUGAAAGAGUUGCGAUCGUUGACUCUUCAGUGCUUACCUGGGCAUGACUUCUCUGUGGCCGGGAUUCACCUGCUACUUCAAUGUAUAGCAGAAGAAGCGUGUAAGGGAGUCAAUGAAAAGGGUUUACGGGAACUGCGUCUUCCACGCCGGUAUCAACGAGCACGCUACGUGGCGGAGCAAUUGAAAAGGUUUGAAUGCCUUCUGGCGAUCCGGACUGGUAAAGUGGAAUACAGCACAUUGGAAGCCUUAGCCACAAUAAACACGCUGCAAAAGCUGUGGGUACCAGUACCCGGUAUGCAAGUGGACUGGUUGAGAGAAAAGGUCGGAAUCCUUCUGCCAAGAGUCACACUUGAACUCGAGACUGUAUAAUGCGCGGAGUAUAUUUAAAGGAUAGUAGGCGUCCUAGAUGACAUUCUAUUAAAGACUAAAUAUUAAUGUGAAUGACCAUUGCCUCCAAUUUGCGGGGUAUGAUCAUGUCCGCCAAACCAUUCGUUUACAGCUUCCAGCGCUGCAAAGCAGACAAACAUGCCGGCGAAAAAUGACACCGUAGCGAUGCCUUUCCCCGCAUAUUUGAUCGCGG